Messenger RNA from Talaromyces stipitatus ATCC 10500, 975 nucleotides. Its product is annotated as HET domain protein. NCBI's taxonomy places the organism in Eukaryota, Fungi, Ascomycota, Eurotiomycetes, Eurotiales, Trichocomaceae. The record is from RefSeq and is a predicted model, not a curated record. The transcript is spliced from 2 exons. The coding region runs from base 1 to 975 and encodes 324 amino acids.
AUGGAGCCGUCAAUCUUGAAUCGCAAGUACCGCCAUAUGAAGGCCAUGGGAAUCGAUUCUCAGUCCUCAAAAGGCUCCAGGCGAGCUAUCAAGCCAUAUGCUCGAGUUCGUGCUUUCCGCGAGAUGUCGAGAGCGCAACGAAUUCGCGAGAUAUAUGCUCUAGCUCACUGGAGAACAACGAGCAGGGAUGAAGACGAACCAUAUUGCUUAGCCACGCUCCUUUUAACAGAUCAGGGGACACUACACAGAAUAACCGAGACUAAAGACUUGCAAGAGAGAAGAGAGGAAUUUACAAUGGGCCAGGGACUGAUUGGAACGCGAGAGCCCCCAAUUGGCUGGGCUUUAAGGAGGUAUUUGUACAGAGGAGAACCCGAAGGAAUUCCAGCCAACAAUCCUCUUGCCCCCGUUGACAAAGCAGGAUGGCAUGUUCUUCUCGCCGGUAUAACUUUCUCUGCUACUAAUCUCCCUGUCAAGCUUGUCCAGGGCUAUCAGCUGCCCAACUUCACCUUUACAGAUGAAGAUAAAGCUAUUACGCUCGAGGUGUCUAGCUUUUCCUGGCUCCGUGAUCAAAAACCGCCGGACUAUUGGACUGGUAUCCUAUCUACCUUUGGGGCCUCUAAGAUCGGAAUCAUCAUCGAGAAAUGGCCGCUAGAAUAUCAAGAGCGACAGGCUGGAUUUAGAAGCUAUUCGUCGACUCGGGGUGCCGUAGUGGCAAUCACGGAAGCGACAACGGGCAAGUUUAAUUGCUUUUUCUGUGGAACUGUGCUGAUUUCUCGCGCUGCUGAGCCCGGUCAAAAAAGCUCGCCUGAGAUACUAUCAGCUCUACUGCCCGAAUUUGAAGCUUCCCUGCUGAAAGAUGAUCCAUCGUUACUCCGGCUGGUGUCCGAAUUGCCUAGUGGCAGGUGUUCUCGAGAGGGAGAGAAUGUAGUAAAUGGCCAGCUUUUUGACGAUAGUCAGGAAUGGUGCAUCAAAUGA